This is a messenger RNA of Brienomyrus brachyistius, 5388 nucleotides long. RefSeq names its product protein TASOR-like. Bases 168 to 5093 code for a protein of 1641 amino acids. Gene Ontology annotation, molecular function: chromatin binding. Gene Ontology annotation, cellular component: heterochromatin; nucleoplasm. The transcript has 23 exons. The record is from RefSeq and is a predicted model, not a curated record. Lineage: Eukaryota; Metazoa; Chordata; Actinopteri; Osteoglossiformes; Mormyridae. Gene Ontology annotation, biological process: protein localization to heterochromatin; negative regulation of gene expression, epigenetic.
GCUUGUUCCUAAUGUGGUAGCGCGAAGGACGAACGCGUCAGAGUUUGAAUGCCGGAGGUAGGGUGAAGGGGGACUGCUGUCUUGAGAAUAGCGAGGCCACGCUCACGUCGUCCUCCCGAGUCUGAGAUGUCUAUUCGGCUGCGCACAUAUCGACCAGUAACCUUGGAAUGGACGGAAUAGACGGCGAAGGAAACUGCAGGACCACUGCCGUGGGCGGCUCAGUGGAGAGUCCCGGCAUUUCAGACCUGUCGCUGGCAGCCAGCGCUGCCGUUACGCGCAACAAAGAUGGCGAGGAGACCGCGUACGAGGCGCCGUUGUCCCGUGCAGCUGUCGCAGAAGGGCGUGCACUCGGGGAGCUGGAGCAGGAUCCCAGCAGAGGUCACCAGAAGAUGUUUGUGAAUCCCGCAGAAGAAAAUUUCCACAUUCCGAGGAAGAACAAAGAAAAAAAAGCGUUGUUCCAGUACCUGUCCCCGGACUCGAGGGAGUUUGAGGAUAUCUUAAAGAUUCUUUCCAGCUCUUACCUGCAGUCCUCUUCAGCUGGUACCUUUGUCUAUGCUAAGGCUCAGCUUGUCCACAGUGAUCUGCUGGUAAACAAUUUUGUGGAAAAGAGGAAGGAGUUGAAGCAGAAUGGCCGGACAGACAGUCAGCUUUUGGAAUCCUACAGCUUCCUGCUGUCGGACUGCUAUAAGCUUCAGGAGGUGUGUGAGAAAGGCCUGUCAGUGGGGCACACGCGGAACAUCACCUUGGGAGACCCAGCUAAAGGUGUUUACCUGUCCAGAUAUUCAGAUCUGCUGCAAAUCAAUCCUUUUGAUGUUGGUGCAACUGGGGAGAUUAUUAUUUUUAAAGUACUCAAGGGAAAAGUGAAGACUGUCACCGUGUCCAAAAAUAUCUGCGAUCCCACGCCCAAUUUUGACUGCCACGUGUCAAAGAAUUCCUGCAAAGUGACAUCCUACUUGUCCUAUAGAGCAUUUGAGCUCACUCAGCAAUACUUCUAUGAGUACCAGUUUGAUGAGAUCCGGACGAGACCCAGGCAGGUGUGCCCGUUUGCCAUAGUAUCCUUCAUUUACCAGGGUAACGCGGCCCUGCCAGCCCCAAAGCCUACGCCCCCCCUCAGGUUAAACAGUGGAAGCUCUGAAGGAAGUAAAGCAGGAAUUCGAGGCUACACUGUGUGGAGUGGGCAGCUACUGAACCAGGGAAGGGUGGUGUACCAUGCCUCCAUCCGCUCCUCCACCCACUUCUUCCUCCCACUCAAGCUCCCAGAAAAACUUGAAAUAGGGACAUCGAUGAGACUAGAGGAUGUAAAGAAGACUAUCCCAGCUGCUGCGUUUUCCUGGGAGGCCUACAGGCAGACUGGCGAAUAUACACAGGAUGGGCUGCACUGUAAUCUGUUUGUGUUGGAGGACAGCAGCAAACAGGAGAAUGGAUUUUCCAGCCUACUAACAAUGUUGGAAAAAGGGAGAAUGGUGCUGGUUCAACCGUUGGUCGAUAAAGGUUUCCUCUUCCUACUGUCGUCGGCUCAGAUGGUCGGCUCCUUCGAUGUAGGAAAUGGGUGGGUGUGGUCCCUUCAUGCGCUCUUCGUGUUCCGGGAGCCAAGAGGAGUGAAGAACCUCUUAUCCAAGCGGCCUGCACCCAGUGAAUCCGUGAGGUGUGAAUCCCACAACCUCAUGCCUAUGUUGAAGAAUUUCCUUCCUGCAUUGCACUUUGCCCUGCUAAGUCUGCGGUCCAGGCCACAGGCGGACCUUGGGUCAGAAGUAGAACGACAGGCUCAGGCCUACUUGCUCGGGUGUUUCAACCGUACACAUCGGCGCUACGGGCUGCCCAAGUACAAGCACAGCUACGACGAGCUGAAUGAAGUUAACUCCAGUCGCAAACAGAAACACAACUUUCAGGGCUACCUGCGUUCCUACCUCUACUGCCCCAAGGUCUAUCAACUGGCCGUGGCAGUCGCCAAAGAAAUGGUUGAGUCCCUGUGGUGCCCUGCGGCUUGUAAUCCUGUGUCAGACCUGAAGGGUGCGGACGGCAAAUCCAUUGAUGGGAAAUGCCAAGAGGCUCAGGUCUCUUUGGGGGAAAGUGACCCAGGCAAGGUAGCGGAAUUGUUGGAGCUGAUUCGGCUACAGAGGAGAAACCAGGGAGAGGACAUGGGCAACCGGAAAAGGAAAGCAGACAGUGAGGUUGCUGGACUAGUGAAGAAGUAUCUACGCUUGGGUGAAUCCAGAAAAGGCAGAGGAGAUGCAGAGAGCGAGAAUCCUGAAUCUCUCCUGGCGGCCUUGAACCUCACGGGGAUUUGUGAUACAGAUCUGAGGCAGCGGCAGGACCAGAGCAGCUCUGCCACCAGCACCCAGACGCUGUUAGAGAUGCUGCUGGGCACCCUGCAGAAAGCUUUGGUUCCAGGCCAGGAGGGUCACAAACAUGAAUCCCGUGCCAGUCUGGAGGGCAGCACAGAGGUUCUGUCGCCAGCCGAGGUGGACGUAUGCAGUACCGUCCAACAGAUUAGCUUGCCUGAUUGCUACGACAUUGACCCACAAAUGCGAACUGCAGCACCUGACCAGGAAGAUACAGGAAGAAUUAACAGCCUAGAGGAAGAAGCUUGUGAUAGCGUGAGCAGCAUCGACGCUUUCAGCCCCUGCUCUAGCAGUGAGGUGCAGCCUUGCCCUGACCAGCAUGAGGAGUUUGUGAGGCCCUGGAGGCUCAUUCCUUUCACAGGUAUUAAGCCGUGCAAAUACUCUGCCAGAGAGGAGGAUGAUCCCUUUGAUCCGCGCUUUACAGAUUUCUUCAGUAUGUCCCAUGAACCUCCUCUGGAGGCCAGUCGUGAUACUGAGCUGGAGGGCCCUUCUAACAUGGAGACGGAUCAUCCGGUCAUGAGCGAUGACACGAGCAGAAAUGAGGACCGCAAGCUAAAAGACCGCAUUCCUGCUGAGCAGCUGAAAGAUGUAGACAGUGGGAACCUUGAGAGAAUAGAGGACGAGAUGCCAGAAGAUUUGGGUGGUGCCUUCAACCAAAGCUCCAGUGGGGUAGACUGUAUUCUCAGUAAAGAGAUUAGCAGCUUUUAUGGAGAGAUGCAGGACAUUUUGAGGGGAGAGCAUGCACACUGCAGCUUUAAGAUGCAAGCUUGGGAUCCACAGAACCAUCACUGGCAAUCGGCAACUGUUUUUUCUGAAUACGUAACACACCAUACACAGUCUGUUCCCAUAGACGGCUACGUCAGUACAUUACGGGAGAGAAUGCGACAUCUUAUAUGUCUGUCUGCUUUCGAAGGCAAGGCAUCAAUUUCUACCCCACCCCGAUCUUCAGUCCAUGACCUGAUCCUUUCUAGACGCAGCCCCACUCCUUUGCCUGUCUUCUCCCACGAUACUACUCUUACAUCUAGGCAAGAGUGCCCUCUUCAGGAGAGCCAACUUCAUAACGCCUUACCUCAACAAGCCAUUGACAAACGAGUGUAUCCACAACCCCGGGUAACGCAGAACAUUUGUGGUUCUCCCUCUGUCACGGGUGGUGUAAGCCACACCUCAAUGGCCACUGCCGCCUCUGGCCUAGGAGUCACGCCCUGUUCCAGGUCCAUCAAUAGUGUGAUUAGCCAGAUGAGGCCUGAGUUCUUCAGCAGCCUGAUGGAGAUCAUAAGAGACGUUCAGAAGAACACAGUGAAGUUCUACGUGCAUUCCUUAGAGGAGAACAGCAUGUGCAGUGAAAUCAAGAGUUAUUUGAUCCAACUUGGGAAUGCAGAGUGUAAACCUCAAUACUUUCUGGAGAGGAAGGAUGUGCAGGAAAAGCUGCUUAUCAUCAUCCAGAACAAAGACAUUGCAGCUCAUAUACACACGAUCCCUGCGUUGUUGUCUCUGAAGGAACUUCCUUCUGUGAGCUUUGGUGGAGUGGACAGUCUGGAAGAUGUGAAAAACCGUACCUACAACGAGCUGUUUGUCUCUGGGGGUUUUAUCGUGUCGGAUGAGUUCGUCCUCAAUCCAGACUUCAUUGGCCACAAUAGGCUGGAGUGUUUCAUGAAGUUUUUGGAGGGGAACUGUUCUACAGACAUUAAGUGGUGCUGGAAGAUCCACUGUAAAACCCAGAAAAAGCUGAAGGAGCUGGCCAGGGUGAACCGUAACGCUUUGGAGCUGCUGAACCUGCUGUCCACCUACCAGAAGAGGCACGUGGUGGAGUUCCUCCCAUACCACGAGUGCGACUCCGCGGGCCGACAUGCCCCUGACCUCGAGUGCCUGAUCAGACUGCAGGCCCAGUACACGCAGUACCGACACGCCAUCUUCCUCACGGCAGAAAGACGGCUGGAUCUGUCUCCCCACUAUUCUGACCACGGCAUCAUGAUCGCCAGCAUGACUGACUUCAUGGACUGCUUACCUUGGCUAAUAGAUUCCAGUGUAGACUGCAAUCCUCUAACUCCGUGCGCAGAUGGUGGGAGAAAUGUCAUGGAGGGCAUGCCCUUAGAAUCAGAAGAGGUCUCCUUGGGUACUGGACGACUCGCUGGCCCAAUUCCUGACGAAAAGACCGAGCUCAUACAUGCACCAUCCCAAAUGGACCAUUUUCAACUGCCCUACCCUGACCUGGAGGCUCCGGAAACUGACCCACCUAAUCGGUUUCUGGUUCUGAAGGAGGCCAUCUGUCAGCGCAGAGACUUGGCAUUACCCAGCCGUUUACGGCAGGAAGUGGACGGCAACAUGGCCGCACCUCUAGGCACCGACACCGAGCUCUACCAAAACUUUGUCCACUCAGCAUCGCCAUGGUCCGAUAGGGCCACUCCUACCUCGAUAUCUCCUCGUAGUGUUUCACAGCACGGCUUUUCUGGCUUGAUCUGUGGCACCGCUGCAAGUCCCAACACGUGGCGUCUCAACAUUCAGGACCAAAAGGAAAGGUCUGGUUGUGGUAGCCUGUUUCCCAGGCCUGCCAACCACAGUGUGACCGUAACUGCAUUGCUGGGCGGAGCCGGGAUCCAGGGGGCCAGGUUGCCUCCUGCUGCGUCCGAAAUGGACGACAUGCAUUGCAGAAGCAAAAGCGUCACUGUCUAUGAUUGGAGCCUCCGGCCAGUCGACCGAACUAGACUGCAGAGAUACUUGGAGAUCAAUCGCAACGGAUUUUCCUCGACCUAAGGGUACGAGGGGGUGGUCAUAAUGGUCUUUCAUGGCCAUAUGGGGGCUUUUAGGAAGAGCCUGCUUUUUAAUAUGGCCGCUUGUUAUAUUGUUCAUACAGAGAUGUUGAAUUUCUUCAAACCACUAUAUUUGUAUCUUGCUACCGCCACUGUUUGUACAGGCUACAGUAUCAGUGCUUUGUUUUUUUUGUACAUUUUUUGUUUUUGCAUUUGUCAGUGUUUUCAUUGAAGCUUCUUUUGUUGGAGUGUUUUUGUAAAAAAAAAAAAAAUACAAUUUUAAUAAAUCUGUCAACAAA